This is a messenger RNA of Cyanistes caeruleus (blue tit), 646 nucleotides long. Lineage: Eukaryota; Metazoa; Chordata; Aves; Passeriformes; Paridae. The record is from RefSeq and is a predicted model, not a curated record.
CUCACGGCAUUCCCAGCGGGGUGAUGCUGGAUCAGCCCUGGAUCCCACUGCUCAUGGAGCUCCGUCUCCUCCUGCCACCCCCUCCAAAGCUUCUCCCACCUCCGCAGAACAAUUCCGUGUCCCCCUCGGAGAGCCUGCGGGCCAGCGAGAAGCACCGGAGCUCCACGGAUUACAGCAUCGACUCCAAGAAGCGGAAAGCGGAGGAGAAGGACAGCAUGAGCCGAUAUGACAGCGACGGUGACAAGAGCGAUGACCUGGUGGUGGACGUCUCCAAUGAGGACCCCGCCACGCCCCGGGUGAGCCCGGCCCAUUCCCCCCCGGAGAACGGCCUGGACAAAGCGCGCGGGCUGAAGAAGGGCGACGCUCCCAACAGCCCGGCCUCGGUGGCCUCCUCCAGCAGCACUCCCUCCUCCAAGACCAAGGACCUGGGCCACAACGACAAAUCCUCCACGCCCGGCCUCAAGUCCAACACUCCGACGCCCAGGAACGACGCUCCCACCCCGGGCACCAGCAGUACCCCGGGGCUGCGGCCCAUGCCCGGCAAACCCAGCGGCAUGGACCCCCUGGGUGGGUACCGGGGUCACCCCAGCCCUGGGGGAUUGUCCUCCGGGGGUGAGGUUUAUGGGGACUCCAUCCAGCUGGUGGG